Manduca sexta (tobacco hornworm) is the source of this 1674-nucleotide messenger RNA. RefSeq lists its product as uncharacterized. Bases 109 to 663 code for a protein of 184 amino acids. The record is from RefSeq and is a predicted model, not a curated record. The transcript has 5 exons. NCBI's taxonomy places the organism in Eukaryota, Metazoa, Arthropoda, Insecta, Lepidoptera, Sphingidae.
UAUCGAAAUUACCCAAAUCACGAACCAUGGGCUGUGCAACAUCCACUGGCCGGGGCAUGAGCAGUGCGUCACUGUGACUUUCGGAGUCCCCUGACUUACGAGGAGGGCAUGAACUACCGGCUUAACGAGACCGACCUGCAGAAAAUGUGGAAGUACAUCGAGAAGGAGGACUUCAGUAAACGGAUGGAGUUGCUUGGAAUUGAGGAGUUCAUCGUCCCCGACGAUCAAUCGGUGUUGAUGAUGUGGCUGUUGAUCGGCGCGGGAGUGGUCGUCUCGAUGGCGAUGUUGGCGUUCGCUCUGUGGCGAUUCAGCUGCUUCGAUGAUUACACCAGGAUGCAAGCCUUCAGCGACACAGACAGUAUAAAGGCGCAAAAGAGGGAUUUGGAUCUCUAUCCCACCCCCCACCAGACCCUGCCACCCCUCACAGCGAGAACGACUACAAAUGGCCUGAUCUCAACAAAUUCGAUGAUGAUGCUAGAGUGGACAUUGGAGGGUUCGCCAACAGAAGUUAUAUCCGAGACGACUUGUACGACUUGGACUACGAAGAAGAAGUGCCCAAUAACGAAAGAGUCAGAAACAGCCUCCGAGACAACUACAGCAAUGUUUAGAAAUAAUACGAGUUUUAAAAUUGUGACACAUUAUCAAAAAACCUGCCUCUCUUAAUCCUUACUAUGGCUAAUGUAUUGCCGUUGAGCUAAAUAUCUCAUAUUUGUGCAGCUUUGUCAUCCCCAGCGUUUAGAACUGAAGGAUUAUAUACUCUAAAUAAGUCAGAAUAAAUGACUUUUUAAAUGAAUUUGUAUUGUGUCAUGAUUUACAAGUGUUAGUCGACGAUAAAUAUGAAGUCGCCAUUAUUUAAUGUCGAUAAUAUAACUGUGUAUAUUUAUAAUAAGGUUUAAUAUGUGAUUAUUAUAGCAACUGUCAUUUGAAAUGAAAAUAAGACAAAAUUUUAAAUCAAAGCGAGUAUAUUAUAGUAAAUGUGUUAUGAUUUUAAUCAUAUUUUAUAUGAAAAUAUAUAAUAAGACUAAAAAUAUACUGUGCGUUAUUUGUUUAGUAAUAUAUUGUGGUAUUAAAUGUAAAGCAUUUAAAAUAUACGUGAAUGUUAAUGACAGUAUAUGUAGUAAACUAAAACGAAAAUGUGGUUCCUUACAGAUAUUCAUUUUGGUAAUAAAAUAUAAUUGGCAUAUAUAUUUGUGUAUUUUAUUUGACAUAAAUGUUUAUCUAAAAUAUAUUGCUUUAAUAAUAUCAGUUAAUUUUAUUUCCCAAUUUUAUUCUGAAGGAACUGUAUUUUCGUAUGUAAUAUAAGAAUACCUAAAACUAUAUUAGAUAAUUAUAUUAAAUAUAUUAUAGGCCGUUGGUAUAGGCGAGAUAGUUUCCGUUAUAAUGAAAUAUUUUAUUGUUACCUUAGAAUUAUUAAGGCUGGUAGUUUAUUGAUCAAAAUUAGUAUAAACUUCUUGCAUGGACUUAGGCAAUGUAAGAUAUAUUUAAAUUUUAUUUCAUUUAUUCUGACUAUGUCCAUGUUGGUUGUAAAUGAUUAUUAACAAUGAUUUUGGAAUAACGCAAUCAUACUCAGGCCGUUAGAACUAGUGUUGUUAUUUUUAUUUGUUUUAUAAAAAUAUUUUUAAAAGAAUUUAAAUUUUUGUUUUGGUUUUAACGACGAAUAAACAGUUAUUUUUU